GUGACAAUCAUGACAACGAUGUUCGUCCAACUGCGCCGCGUGGUGUACCUGUUGGUACUUCUGCAGUGCUGUGUGUGUGUGGCAUAUGCGGAUAAUGGUGCGGCGUCCCAAGAUUUUGAGGAAAAGAAUAUUUUACAGAAAUUGAAUGAAUUGAAAGCUAAGAUGGAGAAGGAGAACAAUGAUGUGAAGAUUAUCCUUGCGUCAGUAAACACCGUACAGGAAGAAUGGAGAGAAGCGUCAAACCGUGCAAAGAAUGCAGCAAAUAAGGCCAAUGAACUUGGACAGCUUGUUUCGGAUGUUACAAGCCGUGCUUUGCGUCUAUCUGAAAAUGUGAAUGAGAUAAAGAGUGAAUUGAAAGAGGCGGUAAAGAAGGCAGUAAGUGCAGAAAGAGAGAUCACUGAUGCCGCUGCCAACGCAAAUUUGAUAGCUAACAAAACAAGCAAUUCUGCGGCUGCAAUUUUAAAGGGGGAAGGUGAUUUGCUUGAGGCAAAUAUUCUUCUUGAAAGAAUUGCUGGAGACCACGUUAAUAUGAAAAGUGAAACGAGUCAGUCAGAAGUAAAGAGGUUGGCUCAAGUUUGUAUGGAAAAAGUAAAGGAAGUGGAUUCUUUCCUUGACGAAGUCAGUAAGGUCACUGCAAGUGCUGACAGUUUAGCGCAGGAGGCCAAGGAACAGGUGGAAGACGCCUCUGUUGCAGCAUUUACUCUUCAAAAAAUCAUUAAUGAUACUUUACAACUUUUCCCAGAUAUAAAAACAGAACUGGAACGUGAAAUUAAGGAGACAUCAUCACAGGAAAAUAAGGAGGUGGACGGUACAGUUUCAACUACGCAGAACGAAGAGGCGAUAAAGAACCCAAAUACCAAUUCCGCACAAGCUGAGAAGGGAAGCCAUACAACUGCCGAACAGCAGCAGAAUGGACAGGGCUCUGAGGGCCAAAAUAAUAAAGAAAGCAAAGAUGAGACACAAGACAAAAAUCAGAAUUCUCAGAGCAAUCCUCCAACUGACAGUAACUCAUCUGCUACUGGAACUUCGCCAUCACAAAAUAUGCCAACUGAACGUCCUUCUACAGAUUCAAUCUCAAUUAAUAAUACACAGUUAAGUGACAGCAGCAGCAGUCCUGCAUUGGUGCACAGUCCCUUAUCGCUGCUUCUUGUU
Messenger RNA from Trypanosoma theileri, 1152 nucleotides. RefSeq lists its product as uncharacterized. Gene Ontology annotation, cellular component: membrane. Gene Ontology annotation, biological process: signal transduction. The annotation marks the transcript as partial. Lineage: Eukaryota; Euglenozoa; Kinetoplastea; Trypanosomatida; Trypanosomatidae. The record is from RefSeq and is a predicted model, not a curated record. The transcript has a single exon.